Setaria italica (foxtail millet) is the source of this 1310-nucleotide messenger RNA. Its product is annotated as probable WRKY transcription factor 63. NCBI's taxonomy places the organism in Eukaryota, Viridiplantae, Streptophyta, Magnoliopsida, Poales, Poaceae. Gene Ontology annotation, molecular function: DNA-binding transcription factor activity; sequence-specific DNA binding. The transcript is spliced from 3 exons. The record is from RefSeq and is a predicted model, not a curated record. The coding region runs from base 214 to 1077 and encodes 287 amino acids. Gene Ontology annotation, biological process: regulation of DNA-templated transcription.
GGUUCCAUACCACUCCCAUCUCCAUAUAUAACUGCACGAGAUUAGGAGCAGCAUUAUCUCCAAUUCUCCUUAGCCAGCUGACAAUUACCUUCCUUCUCCCACAGUUGCAAGGAAGUGUGAGAAGCUGCAGCUAAGCUUCCCCGCCUUCUUCCUCUAUUCAGAGCUGCAGUCUUCUUCAGAUACAAGAGGAAAGAUAGCUAGAACUUAGCAGAGAUGAAGCACCACAACAGCAGAUACCUUCCUCAAUCUUCACCUUCUGAUCACCCCUCUUUUGUUUCCGACCACCGGUCGGCGAUGAAGGAGAUAGCCAGGGGGCAGUCUCUGGUGACGCAGCUGAGGGCCAUCGUCCUUCCUGCGCUGCAGGCGGACCAACGCUGCGAGCUUGUUGCCCAGAUGUUCCAGAACAUUCUGGAUUGCUCCAGCAAGGCCAUAACUGAGCUACAGCUUCACCAUCAGUCUAAUGCUCGAGCUGAUGACGCACUGGUGGAUGACAAGAAGAGGGUGAGGAGGAUUUCUUCUGAUGACUGCAUCAAGGAGGAGGGUGCUACUGCUAACCUCCAUCAUCAGCACAAGAGAAGGAAAUCUGAUGAUUUGGUGUCACUCGAAACGCCUGUUCCACACUAUGAUGGCCGCCAAUGGAGAAAGUAUGGGCAAAAGCACAUCAACAAAGCGAAACAUCCAAGGAGCUACUACAGAUGCACCUACAGGCAGGAACAAGACUGCAAAGCAACAAAGACGGUGCAACAGCAAGAUGACAGCGCAGGUACUGAUCAUCCCGUGAUGUACACAGUCGUCUACCACGGCCAACAUACUUGCAAGGACAACAAUGGCGUCGAAUCAGGCACCGAUGACUCUGAAACAAAUACUCAAGGCAGCAGCGACAGCCGAUCCAGCAUAUCAACCACUUGUACAGAUGCCUAUGAACAUCAGACAUCCCUAGAUGACAAUAAACCUCUUGACAAAUCUGCAGAUUUGAUCACGAAGAACUGCAUGUAUGAGCCAUUCGACAUGUCUGCUUUUGCACCUUCGGAUUCGGACAGCUGGGAGUUGGACGCCCUCCUAAGAUUUGGAGCCUGAUAAUCAAGGUUAAACCAAAAGCUGGUGAUCAAUUGAUAAUAUUUUUUGUAUUUUACUCCUCUGUUAAUACAUAGACUGGCAGUUUAACCUGCUGGCUCCUGUUUUUCUAAAAAAGAUAAUAUGAAAUGAAGAGAGAGACUAAGGUAACAUGUCAGUUUUGUGUGUUUGUACGAAGCAGUCAUGAACAAAAGAAAAGGCAGCAUUCUUCCCCUAUAGCUAAAGGUGGGUUGCAA